Messenger RNA from Fonticula alba, 3151 nucleotides. RefSeq names its product STE/STE20/MST protein kinase. Gene Ontology annotation, biological process: intracellular signal transduction; protein phosphorylation; regulation of MAPK cascade. Gene Ontology annotation, cellular component: cytoplasm. The transcript has 6 exons. Gene Ontology annotation, molecular function: ATP binding; protein serine/threonine kinase activity. Lineage: Eukaryota; Rotosphaerida; Fonticulaceae. The record is from RefSeq and is a predicted model, not a curated record. Bases 56 to 3151 code for a protein of 1031 amino acids.
CCGCACAUCGCCUCCCUCCGUCCGGUUGCCGCCGCCGCCGCGCGUCCGAGCCAAGAUGGGGCGACCCCUUGACUCGCCGCUGACGCCCCCCGGCGCCGGGGUCGUGCCGCUGUCCCAAUUCCGCCUGUCCGAGCGCGACCUCGAGUCCUCCCCCCGGCAUGUCUUCGAAAUGAUGGAGCGCCUGGGCAAGGGAUCGUUCGGCGUGGUGAACAAGGCGCGCCAUCUGGCCACCGGGCACAUCGUGGCCGUCAAGCGUGUGACGUUGGAUAACUCCCCGGCGGCCGAGGCCGAGCGCGUGGCCGUCCUCAAUGAGGUGGAGUGCAUGCGUGCCCUGGACUCGCCCUUCGUCGUCCGGUUCUUCGGGCACUUCGUCCGCGCCAAGCGUCUCUGGAUCGCCAUGGAGUACUGCGCCGUGGGCAGCAUCCAGGAGGCCAUGAACAUCGCACAGGAGCCCUUGACCGAGUUGCAGGUGGCCCUCAUCUGCAAGGACGUGCUCGGCGGACUGGCCUACCUCCACAGCCGGGGGAACAUCCACCGCGAUGUCAAGGCCGGCAACAUCGUCAUGACAUCCGACGGUUACUGCAAGCUCGUGGAUUUCGGCGUGUCCGGCCAGCUGACCGCAUCGACCAUGCGGCGGCACACCCUCACCGGCACCCCGUGCUGGAUCGCGCCCGAGGUGGUCACCGAGGACGGGGGCUACGACGUCCGGGCGGACAUCUGGUCGCUCGGCAUCACGGUCCUGGAGAUGGCCGAGGGCCGGGCCCCGAACGCCGGGAUCAACCCCAUGCUGCACCCCUUCAUCAAGAGCACCCCGGGCAACGGCCGCGCAGUGCUGGCCGAAUUCGCCCUCCAGGUGAUCGAGCUGAAGGACAUGCAGAAGGCCGGCGGCAGCUCGCGGCGGACACCGCGCGCCGAUGGCGGCGGCCGGCGUAGCGCGUCUUCCUCGUCGGCCGACUCGGGAACCAUCAUGUCCGGGCCCUCGCGCGGGGGGGAGGCCACGUCCUCGCCCUCGCCCUCGCCCUCGCCCAGCAGCAGCCGCAGCAACAGUCACGGCGGCGGCGGCGGCGGCGGCGGCGGCUGUGGCAGCGCGGCCAACAGCAUUGACCCGUCGGACAUUGCCAGCCUCCUGCGACAGGACGCCACUGGGCUGACCUCCCCCCGGCGGGGCCGCCGGUCCCUGGUGUCCAGCGGCAUCUUCGACUCGGUCCCGACCAUGGGCGGGACACCGGGGGGGUCGCCCGGGGGCGGGCCCGUCGGCAGCCCGGCCGGGCCGAUGUCCGGGCGCGGCACCUCGGCACGGUCCAUCGCCGCCGCCCUGCCAUGGGUCGGGGAGGAGGCGGCGGCCCCUGCCGGCACCAUCCGGCGCCCGGGCCCCGGCGGGGCCACCAGCCCCCUGGUGUCUUCCCCGGACCUGGGAGCCUCGUCGGACGCCGGCGAGGACAGCGACUCCCUGGAUGACGGGCUAAGCGACGGCGAUGAGCAUGAUGGCGAGGCCGGGGAGCAUUCGCUCGGGACCAUGCGCUUCAGUGACUCGACCUUCGUCUAUCGCGGGAGCGACAGCAGCGGCAGCGGCAGCGGGUCCGACAGCGACGGCCCGGGCGGGCCUUUCGAUGCAUCCGGGACCGUGCGCUUCAGCGACUCGACCUUCGUCUACCGCGGCAGCGACAGCAGCGGCAGCGGCAGCGGGUCCGACAGCGACGGCCCGGGCGGGCCUUUCGAUGCAUCCGGCACCGUGCGCUUCAGCGACUCGACCUUCGUCUACCGCGGCAGUGACAGCGAUGGCAGUGGCAGCGAGCACGACAGCGACGGCCCGGGCGGGCCUUUCGAUGCAUCCGGCACCGUGCGCUUCAGCGACUCGACCUUCGUCUACCGCGGCAGUGACAGCGAUGGCAGUGGCAGCGAGCAUGAGGGCGCCGGCCGGGCCGGCGCCGGGACCGUGUAUGUCGGGUCACCGCGGGGCACCGGCGCCGGCGGCGCCGGGCUGGCGGGCCUGAGCCUUGGCCACUCCUGCUCGGAGGACUCGCUGUCGGACAGCAGCGACAGCGGCGAGUCCUCCGAUGGCGACGGGGACUUCGGUGCAUCCGGCACCGUGCGCUUCAGCGACUCGACCUUCGUCUACCGCGGCGGGGACAGCGAUGCCUCGGAUGACUCGCUUUCGGAUGAGGAUGGCAGUGAUGAUGACCAUGGCGGGGCCGGCCAUGGUGGCGGGUCUGCCACCAUGCGCUUCAGCGACUCGACCUUUGUCUAUCGCGGGAGCGACACCGACACGUCGGCCGAUUCGCUUUCCGACGAGGACGCCGACGAGGCCCGCGGCCAGGCCCACCACGGGCUUGGCACCAUGCGCUACAGCGACUCGACCUUUGUCAUCCGGGGCAGCGACAGCGAGACCCCCAGCACGGAGGAUGACGACGGGCCGGAUGGCAGCCAUGAUGAUCUGGCCCCCGGGUCGACGGAUACCAUGCGCAUGUAUGACAGGCCGUCGGGGCGGCCGGCCGGCCGGUUUGUCAGCGGGUCCGAUGACGAUGGCAGCAGCAGCAGCAGCAGCAGCAGCAGCAGCACCAGCAGCCCUGCUGCCGAGUCCGAUGAUGGGCAUGGUGAUGGGCACCAGGCGCGCGGCGGGGGCGCGGCCGCGGCCGCGGCCGGCACGGUGCGCAUGAUGGCCCGACCGGGCCCGGCGCUACAUGUGAACACCGAUGUCCUGUGCGUUGCGACGACGACGGCGGCGGCGGCCCGGCAGGCCGGGGCCUCGCGGUCGGCGCCACCCACUGCCAUGGGCUUCCAGUCGACCGGGCAGGGGGCCCUGCUGUCGGCCGGUGGCGGUGGCGGUGGCGGUGUCGGGGCCACGGCCUCAUCGGCUGGGGACCACCCGGCCGGCAGCAUCGCCACCGAGCCGGUGAAUUAUGCCCAAACCCGGGCCAUGUUCGACAAUCUGGCCCGCAGCAGCAGCGGCGGCGACCCGGCCCUGUCAUCGCCCCCCCCGCCGAUGACGCCGCAAAGCCCGGGCUUCGGCGGGUUCCCCCGGCGGGCGCCCGGCGGCGAGUACCACCCGGCGGCCCUGGCGGCCAAGCCCCCGUCCAUCACCAGCGCCCCGGUGUCGCCGGUCCCCCCGUCGGUCGGCGGCGGCGGCGGCGGCGGCGGCGGCGAGCACUGA